AUGAGACUGACUCAAACAGCACCUCAUUUUCAGAGCUCAGAAGCAGUGUAAAAUAGAGCUUGAGGCACUAAUCUGCUCGAAUUUAAAAUACUGGAAUGUAUAAUCUAGUAAUUGUUUUAGUGUUGAUUUCUGUUUUCCAGUUCAGAAUCCAAUACAUGUAGCAUUUAAAUUGCUGCUAAAAGUAUUCCAGAUGAUAUAUUUAUGAAUGUAAAGCUCACUAAUGUAGAACCAUAUCACAGAGCUCAGAUCUGAUCUUUGGGUAGCUUAUUGGAGUUUUGAGUAAAUUUUAAGACAGGACUCGUACUUACAUGUGUUCAGGUUCUGUAUUUUUUAUUUCAACUGUGCCUUCUGUCAUGGCUUGGAUGACUUAUAUUUCCCACUGGUUUGAUGAAGAUGAUUGGUAUGAAGGACAACAACGAGCAAAAAUGUCGCAGGUUAAACAAGUGGGGCUUUUAGCUGCUGGAUGUCAGCCGUGGAACAAGGAUGUCUGUGCUGCCAGCGGGGACAGAUUUGCCUACUGUGCUACCCUUGCUGUUUAUAUUUAUCAGCUGGAUCACCGAUACAACGAAUUCAAGCUGCGGGCAAUUAUGUCUGAGCAUAAGAAGACAAUCACAGCCAUAUCGUGGUGUCCCCACAACCCUGACGUGUUUGCAAGUGCCAGUGCAGAUAGUUUAGUGAUUAUUUGGAAUGUGACUGAGCAGAAAGUUGUGGCCAAGCUGGACAAUACAAAAGGAAUUCCUGCGUCCCUUAGCUGGUGCUGGAACGCCGGUGAUGCGGUGGCAUUUGUGUCCCACCGAGGUCCGUUGUACAUUUGGACUAUCUCGGGACCUGACAGCGGGGUAACCGUGCACAGAGAUGCACAUAGUUUCUUGUCAGAUAUCAGUCUGUUUAGAUGGCAUCCAAAGAAAAGAGGAAAAGUAGUGUUUGGACAUACUGAUGGAAGCCUGUCUAUUUUUCAGCCAGGUUCUAAAAAUCAGAAACAUGUCUUAAGACCUGAGUCUCUGGAAGGAACGGAUGAAGAGGAUCCAGUCACAGCGCUGGAGUGGGACCCUUUGUCAACCGACUACCUUCUGGUUGCCAAUUUACACAACGGCAUUCGACUGGUGGAUUCGGAGUCGCUGUCCUGUAUCACAACUUUUAAUUUUCCCAGCGCGGCGGCGUCUGUUCAGUGUUUGGCCUGGGUUUCUAGUGCGCCUGGAAUGUUUAUAACUGGAGAUUCUCAGGUUGGCGUGUUACGUGUUUGGAAUGUUUCCCGUACAACACCUAUAGAUAAUUUUAAAUUGAAGAAAACUGGUUUCCAUGGUUUGCAUGUGCUAAGUUCUCCUCCGAAGAAAAAGCCAUGUUCACCACAGCAUCCUACGAAAAAUCACCACACAUCCUCGACGAGCGAGGCUGUUCCUCCUCCAACUCUAACCCCAAACCAAGCCUUUUCUCUCCCUCCUGGUCACGCCGUCUGUUGCUUCAUGGAUGGGGGAGUGGGGCUUUAUGACAUGGGAGCCAAAAAGUGGGAUUUCCUCAGAGAUUUGGGACAUGUUGAGACCAUCUUUGAUUGCAAAUUCAAACCUGAUAACCCUGAUCUUCUUGCUACAGCUUCAUUUGAUGGCACAAUAAAAGUUUGGGACAUAAAUACUUUAACAGCGGUUUACACAUCUCCUGGUAAUGAGGGGGUUAUUUAUUCCAUUUCUUGGGCUCCAGGAGAUCUGAACUGCAUAGCAGGGGCAACAUCCAGAAACGGUGGCUUCAUCUGGGAUGUCCCAAAAGGCAAAAUGAUAACCAGGUUCAGUGAGCAUGGAAAGAAUGGAAUCUUCUGCAUUGCCUGGAGUCAUAAAGAUUCCAAAAGAAUAGCAACCUGCAGCGGUGAUGGAUUUUGUAUUAUUCGAACCAUCGAUGGCAAGGUUCUGCACAAGUACAAACAUCCUGCUGCUGUGUUUGGCUGUGAUUGGAGUCAAAACAACAAAGAUAUGAUAGCCACUGGUUGUGAGGAUAAAAAUGUUCGUGUUUACUAUUUGGCAACCAGCUCGGAUCAGCCACUCAAAGUUUUUUCAGGACAUACUGCAAAGGUGUUUCAUGUGCGGUGGUCUCCCCUGAGAGAAGGAAUCCUCUGCAGUGGCUCUGAUGAUGGUACUGUUCGAAUAUGGGAUUAUACACAGGAUGCCUGUAUAAAUGUUCUUAGUGGACACACAGCUCCAGUACGGGGAUUGAUGUGGAAUCCUGAAAUUCCCUACCUUCUAGUGUCCGGCAGUUGGGACUAUACGAUUCGAGUCUGGGACACAAGAGACGGAACAUGUUUGGACACAGUUUAUGAUCAUGGCGCAGACGUAUAUGGAUUAACGUGUCAUCCUAGUCGUCCGUUUACUAUGGCGUCUUGCUCUCGGGACUCCACUGUGAGACUCUGGUCAUUGUCACCUCUUAUAAACCCCCUCCAAAUAAAUAUCUUGGUAGAUAGAUGUUGGGAUGAGAUUAUCGGUAAUACAGAUCGCGCGGUGGAAUCCGGGGCUCCUCCUUUGCUGUGUGGUAAAGUUUCCAGGGAUAUUAAACAAGAAGUGGAAAAAUUGACAGGAAAUCCUCGAGGAAAAAAACUAAGGUGGUUUUCCGAAUGCUUUUCACCUCCAGGAGGCAGCAAAAAUUUAUGGGAUUUAGUUGCUGUGAUAAAAGGACAGGAUGACAGUUUGCUUCCACAAAACUACUGCAAAGGAAUCAUGCAUAUGAAACAUCUCAUCAGAUUUAGAAUGUCCAAGGCACAAGAACUGACAACAGUAAAAAUGUCCAAGUUUGGAGGCGGUAUUGGUGCGCCAAGCAAAGAGGAGAGGCUUAAAGAAGCUGCAGAAAUACAUUUAAGAUUAGGACAAAUUCAGCGAUACUGUGAACUAAUGGUAGAACUUGGAGAGUGGGACAAAGCUCUCUCCGUUGCACCUGGUGUCUCGAUGAAAUACUGGAGGAAGUUAAUGCAAAGGAGAGCUGAUCAGUUAAUUCAGGAAGAAAACGAUGAUGUCAUCCCAUACUGCAUAGCUAUCGGAGAUGUGAAGAAACUAGUUUCUUUCUUUACGUCAAGAGGCCAGCUUAAAGAGGCUCUGCUUGUUGCACAGGCAGCUUGUGAGGGCAAUAUACAAAUGUCACCGCUUUCUACAGCAACUGGAUCUUCAAGUCCUGGUGCAAACAAUACAGAUGAUUAUAAUGAGCUCCUGCACAAGGUCAGUAAGGAACUGGCAGAAUGGUAUUUCCAGGAUGGCCAUGCAGUGCUUGCAGCGUGUUGCCAUCUGGCUGUUGAAAAUAUAGAGCUUGCGAUGGCAGCCCUGAUUCGUGGAAAUGAGCUGGAGUUGGCAAUCAGUGUGGGUACUGUCUUAGGAGAAAGUGCAGCACAAGCAACACAUUAUGCCCUAGAAUUACUAGCAAGAAAAUGUAUGACAGUAACAACAUGCUUUCCAUCACUUGGAUACAGGGAUUUAGCAGCUGAUCUUCUCAUGAUGAUUCCUGAUAAUAAACUGCAGUUAGUGAAGCUAUGUGCUUUCUAUCCUGGAUGCGCAGCAGAAAUAAAUGACCUGCAUGAAAAGUGUAAUCUUCCCGAUGUAGAAGAAUGUCUGCGAUUGGCAGAGACAGUUCAAGCAGAUGGGGACAUAUUCGAAACUAUAAAGUACUAUCUGUUGAGCACAGAACCUGAAAAGGCUCUCCCUGUCGGCAUUCAGCAUGUGAAAGAACAACUCUGUGGCUCAGAUUGGACUUUAGAUUCAGUCUGUCCCUACCUUGAUCUUCUAAGUUACAUACGCACUGAACGAUUAGUGUUGCAUAAAUGCAGUGAAUUUCGGAAUGAGUUGCUGAUUUUGUGUGGCUACAUCGGUGCUCUGCUCGCCAUCAGAAGACAGUACAACAGCAUCGUACCCGCACUUUAUGAGUACACGAGUCAGCUUUUAAAAAGACGGGAAGUAUCUGUACCUUUGAAGAUCGAACAGCUCUCAGAGGAACUGGAUGCCUGGAGAGCCUGUACUCAAUUAAACAAGCCUGCCGACGGCUCACCGGGCACGCCGCCGUCCGAGUCCCAGAGAAGGGUCUAUUCCCUCCUCGUGUCCCGAAUGCCCGAGGAGCCUCUGAAAGGGAUGGUGGGGCCGGACAACGUCACCGGCUCAAACCUGCCCAGCCAUUCGGAUGCCCACAUCUCCUGUUUGACCGGGCUGAGGAUACAGGGUCCCGUCUUCUUCCUCGAAGACGGAAAAUCGGCCAUUUCGCUGAACGACGCGUUGAUGUGGGCCAAAGUGAAUCCUUUCUCCCCGCUGGGCACAGGGAUCCGGCUGAACCCCUUCUGAGGAGGCGUCUCCUCGUGGCUUCCGAGGGCUGGAAAUAACCUCGCUAACCUUGAUUGGAAAGGAUGGAAAGAUUCCUCCUGAAGGGCAAUUAACUUGGACUUUGAAAAUUGUAAGAAAAGGAUUUCUAUACAAAUGUUUGUUGAUAAUCCAAAGAAAAAGUUAUUUGAGAAUCCAAAGAAAAAAAAAAAAAACAACCACAAAAAGUCCUAAUUUCGUAGACAGCCAUGUCUCUUUUUUAACUAAUUGUCAGACAAUUCCGACGUAUUUCGGUCAGUUCUGUGUGACAGGCGCCUUGAAAAGGAAGUAAGGAAAUAUCUGCAGGAAACAGUAAGGAAAUAUCUGGUUUUAAAAGGUCGAUAACAAACUGUGAAACCCACAAACACGCUUUGAAACGCAGAAAAAUCGAAUGACUUUACCGAUAGCGACCGCAGCCUGGGUUUAGAACGCCCGGAAUCUGCGGCUGCUUCACGUGUUGGGUCCCCCCUUUGGAAUUUUAACUCAUUUUUACAAGCAGGAUUCUAGCGCAAACAGAAGAUUUCCAAAGUGCUUAGAUGAUUUUUUUUUUUCUUCAUCUGUUAAUUCUUGUGCUUUAAUAGCAGUACAAAGAUGUUUACCGACGUUUUGGUUAGAUAGGUUUGAAUAUCUAGAUUAUUAUAAAAUUCUAUUUUCUAAUAAGUUCAUCUUUGGUGACCGUCCCCCUUCUUCUUUCACUGGAAGCUAAAAUAUAUUUAUAAAACUUUUUUUUUUUUAAAAAAAAAAACAAAAAACAAAGGGUUUGUAAGGAACAAACAGCAAAUGUAUUGAAAUUAUUUAAAUAUGUUCUGUACAUUUAAAAUACUUGCUUUCUUUUUACAUUUUGUAUUAGUUAUAAAUAUUAGUACAACAGACCAGAAGUAAAUACUUGUGCGUAUAUUUUUAUUUACUAAAGCUGGGCUCGAAUGGGAAGAAAAUUAUGGCAAUAGAAUACUAAGAAUAUUUAAAUUUUAAAGCUGUGUCUAGUGUGGAAUUUAAUCGUAGGGCAAAUCUUACACUUCUUCUUAUUAAUAAUUCUUAGAAUUACUUGUAGGAAAGACGCCGUCGUUAAUAAUAUUCUUCAUUAGCUUCAUUGGUGGCACACAAGUGGAAAUCUACU
This is a messenger RNA of Chroicocephalus ridibundus (black-headed gull), 5430 nucleotides long. It is a transcript of the gene WDR17, whose product is annotated as WD repeat domain 17. The record is from RefSeq and is a predicted model, not a curated record. The coding region runs from base 309 to 4298 and encodes 1329 amino acids. Gene Ontology annotation, molecular function: protein binding. NCBI's taxonomy places the organism in Eukaryota, Metazoa, Chordata, Aves, Charadriiformes, Laridae. The transcript has 30 exons.